GAAGAGUAGAUUCAAUCGCGACCGCGACUGCGAUGCAGUAAAUGUUCGAACACCGAACUGGAAGGUACGAUGAUUCCAAAAAAAAUUGGAUUUAUAAUCGUCUACGUUUGUCUCGUUUCACCGUUCGCCUUUAGUUUAGCCGAGGAAAAUAUUACAGUCUCGAAGGAAGAUGAGCAUUUGGAAACAGCACUCACUAAAUUGGUCAGAAUAUUUUCCAAACCCGGAGCUUUUGAGAAGGUCAAUUCCAUACUCGGUGAAAACGCGAUUGAGGAAUCAUCGUCGUGCCCCGAAGGUGAAGAGGGUUUGGAUUGCAGACGAUCGGAAGCUCGCAGAUUGGUCGACUGUCCUCACGGUGACUGUUAUUGUUACAACUGCGCCGCAGCUGGGCCCGAGAUGUGGGCCCCUUGUUGCCGCGAAAGUUUGAGAUGCUGCUCUCAUCUCGCAGCGGCCUGCCGGAACUGUGAUCAUCGAAGCCUCUUUCCGUUCUGUUCGAAACACUUCAAGAAGUGUGUAACUCAGCUGGAAAACGACAGCGCUACUGAGAGCGUACCCAGGCCGCUGACGACAACGGAAAAGUCGCAUUAACAAAAUCAGCGAUCGGAGUUGCGAUGUAAUUUCUGAAAUUUUCAAAAAAAAAUUUUUUUCACAGUGCCCAUGGAACUUCGCAUUGGACCGCGUUUUUAAAAGUGUGCAAAUAAAAUUGCAAAAAAGAAGACUGAAAAUUGAAGAUUGAAUUUUGCGAAACGAUGCAACUAAUUUUAUUAAUAAUCAAAUGAUGAAAAACUUUGUUAUUAAAUGGAAUUCGGAAUUGUAAAACGCUUCGAAAGCGAAUCAGUAUAUUAAGAGUGGACGUACGAAGAGCAACCUUUUAGCGCACGCAAUAGUUUCGUAAUUUCGCCUGAUAGAUCAACUCUUCGAAUACCGAUACCUUGUAUUUCCAUAGAAAGAUACGCGGCGGUUUGCACCGUGAUAUUCUGGAUUCUCGACGGGUUUUCACCAUCAGCGCGUAACGGCAAAGAAAAAAAUGCCUCGAAUCUCGACGAAUUUAGAAAUGUAAUUGAAACUUCGAUGAUUGAUUUCUCGUGAUACAAUUAUUGACAAGCUUUAUUUCAUUACCUUGAGUAACAUUAAAUAUUCGGUGAUUACCUGCUAUUUAAAUCCAUAUCCGGAGAGGGGUGAUUGACGGAUGGGGUCCCAAGCGGCCUUUUCAAACUUCUUUUACUCCCAAAAGUGUGUGUUUUCGUGCGAUAAUUGGUAGCUUUUUAGUAAAAUCCCAAAUUUUGUUUUUCAUCGAGAAAGUUUAACACGUGUCGUCACAAGAUAUCCAAGGAAGAGUAAUAAAUAAUUAUUAGUUUUUUGUCUUCGUUCACGUGUGACGAAAAAGCGAAAGAAAAAUUCAAUUUGAAAAGAUUUUAGUUACCUCGAAUAUCGAGGAACGAAGAAAAAAAUCUUGUUUUCCGAAUGAAUAUUUACAAAUGGUUUCGUCAAUGCGUUGGCAAAGGUGAAAAAUGGGGUGAGCGAGUGAGGAAAGUUUAAUAUCAUUUGACAUCGUUAUGCGACCGGAGAGCGACUCAGGACAAUUAUUAUUUUUACUUAUAAAAAGGAGAGCUGAGAACCAUUUCAUUAUUCUUUCUGUGUAUGUCAUUGUUUUUCCUUCGAGCACAAAAUCUAUUGCGACAUGUACAAAGAGACAGAGAGAUAAUUUGACGUUGAUUGGUUGAUUAUGCUAUUAUAUAACUUGUACGAUACCAUAAUGAGAAAUAUCGAGAUUAUUAGCGUUUAUCUACUAUUCGGUUGAAUGUUUCCAUCUUUUUGUUUUGUUUAUAAAUUUGUGGGGGAGGGGGGAGAAGAGAAAUUCAGACGCGACAGUUGCCAGCGCGAUCGUGCGGACAAGAAAAAAUUGACCACAAAAUACGACGGUGAUGAUAAUGUACGAGCGAAAGUAAUCAAUAAAAAUUAAAUUUAAUUAAUCAGAUUAAUUAAAUUUAAUAUCUUUGUUUGCUUAUUAA
Molecule: messenger RNA, 2009 nt
Organism: Venturia canescens
Lineage: Eukaryota; Metazoa; Arthropoda; Insecta; Hymenoptera; Ichneumonidae
Exons: 3
Coding region: 70-585 (171 amino acids)
Source: RefSeq, a predicted model, not a curated record